AAGCAGAAAUUACAGUCUCUCAUGGCAUUCGGUAAAGUCAUCCCUCUAAUUCCUGUCCAUAAAAUGCAUUCACCACCUAAAGUACCUCAGAAAGCUACAAAGCAAACAGACAGAUUUACAGAAUUGGUGGAAGAGGUGCAGGAUCGCUUAGACUUUUUGUUGGAGAUGAGGGAACUAGGAUAUGAAAAGAAGUAUCGCCCCAUUAUUGAACAACAAGUAGCUGACAAAGUGAGACAAAUGAAGGCAAUUGACCCACAACGUUGUCAAGAUCUGGGAACACUCAACCACUUGCUUCUGGCCCAAUCUAAGGAAUCAGCAUGAAGAAUUUUGCCAUUCCUUACUAUUUACAACUGUAAUAAUACCAAAAUAAUUUGUGUUAAUGCUCAAUUUGUUAGCUAACUAACAAGAAAAUAUAUUCUUAUAGUGGAAAAUGCAUUUCCUUUUUAAACAUUUUGUAAUGCCUUUGUGUGACUGACAUCUUUAGACUAUAUGCUUCAAAGUGAGUUACUGAAAGAAAUGUUUCAAGUGUGUACUUUCAUGAAUCAAACACUGUCUUUUGUACUGCCCUGAUUUAUUUUGUAAUUGUCUGUGUUAAAAUUUUAUGCUCAUGUUUUAAACAUAUUGUUAUCUGUUUGCAUACCAAUGUUAUCAGUAAAAAUCUGUCUUAUAAACAGAAUGAAAGAGAACUACAUACUGUGACUCUGCUUUGUAUGAUACUUUCAGUCAUUUUAAUAACAGUGAUAUUCUAGAUUUAAUUUCAAUUCCUAGAACUAAUUCCAACUUGCCUUUGUAUCAAGCUAUUGUAUCCUGGGACCUGAGACAAAUUAAUAACCAGUGCCUCUUUAAUGAAACAUGUUUGCCAGUCUCUCAUACAUGGCUUUAGCCUCAAAGUUAAAACAUACAAUGCACCAGUAGAUGUGUGACUUUUUACAAAUUCGCCAAUACAUAUCAAUCCUUAUCUCUAGCCACUUAACAAUCUUGAUGAUAAUUUGACUCAGCAGAGUUCAUGAAACUGAUAGUCCCUUACCUGGUCAGGAUAUUCCCUAUUUCCUCUAGAAACUUGAGGUUCAUUAUCAUUUUCAGAAGAAUCGCCUUUCAGUACACACAUACACACACAUACAUUAUAUUCCAUAGAUCCAAAGUAAGUCA
Messenger RNA from Cryptotermes secundus, 1149 nucleotides. RefSeq names its product UPF0193 protein EVG1 homolog. Lineage: Eukaryota; Metazoa; Arthropoda; Insecta; Blattodea; Kalotermitidae. The transcript has 2 exons. The record is from RefSeq and is a predicted model, not a curated record. Bases 22 to 321 code for a protein of 99 amino acids.